AUUAUCCAUCACGUCAGAUUACAUCCACCCACCUCUUCCCAUUACACACUUUAUUUUUCCAUUUACGAUGUAUUUCCUCCAUAGCUUAUUCAUCUUCAAGAACUCACAAAUCUGCUCCAAUUAAUUUGUUCAUAGGUUUUCCACUUUCUUCCUAACCAUAAUCCCAUAUAUCGUUGUAAUCAGAUGUCGUUCGACAGAGACGACCCUCUGGGUUAUGUGUCCGAUUCCGAGGUUGAAGAGGAUGAAAUCAAAUCAGAUGCUGAGUCCUGGGCUGGUGUUCGAGCUGUAGAAGGGAUUCCGAUCUCAUCUCAUCUCUAUUGGAGUCCAGAAAUGCAGAAGCGGCUUGAUGAAUUUAUAGUGACGUACAUAUUACCCCAAAAGAUAGAAGAUGAAAGCAAAUCAGAUGACCCUUGCGCUACCGUUCGAGCUGUAGCAGGAAACCAAAGUUUCAUUCCAAGCUCUUGUUAUCCCCGUUGCAGUCCAGAAAGCCAGAAAAGGACGGAAGAAUUCAUAGCCAAGUUCAUAUUACCCCAACCUAAUAAAGGUAGAAUCUUGUAAAGUAGGCAAUCUCUUGUGACUUCUUUGGUGAUGGAAGUGACUGCCUUGGUCUCUAGAGUUCCCUUAGGCCUAUUUUUACUGCCUCUCUUUGCUGCCUCUUUUGUUGUGAAAGGAAAUAUACCUAUCUUGCCAUCAAAUAAUAGUUCACCAUUUGAACCAAAUAUGGGCCUUAGACAAAGCAUGUCCUGAGGAUCAUGCCAAACAUAAAAUCUGCAGAUAAAACUAGGAUUUACGAUACAUAUAAGAUCAGUCUGUUUGAGCGGUAAUCCCGCUGUGCAAUGGAGAUCUUUAAUAGCUCUGGAGUGCCUGCCAACCCUAUAACUCACACAAUUGUAAUUGACAGGUUAUUUGAUUCGGGUGGAUUGAUGAAGUAAAAGGCUUCUGGGAUGCCAUUGUUUGGCCUCCGGAGUUCAUGGUGAAUAUGUUUAUUCUGCAAUUCUUAAAGGGCUUUGCUGGGCUGAGAGAGUGGAGGGAGCUUGUCAUUUCUUCAUACGAAUUGAUGGAUUCUGGGGUUUCUUUGUGUCUUGUGAAUUAUAACAUUGUCAUUCAUGGUGCUUCUCAAUUGGGGUUGAAGGCAGAAGUGGAUUGAAUUGUGGGAAAAAUGAGAAAGAAUGGGCCUACCCCUGAUGCUGUGACAUGGAGAAUUCUGGAUAAGUUGAAUGACAAAACAAGGAUGAAGUUCUGUGAGGAUACAUACAGCCAAUAAAUUUCAAUUACCACGAGUGUAAUAGGUGAGUGUAAUAUGUUGAACAUCUGGGAAGCAAAACCAUUUGUAAAUUUCACGAUUACAAUUUUUGUUUAAACAGUGAGUAUGAAGUGGAAGUAGCAAUUUUUAAUCAAAGGUGAGAACCGUAGGGGAGGCCCUGAGGAGUCAACCAAGUUACGAGGUUGUGCUUCCUUUUUGCAAAAUUGUAAGAACAUAUAUCUACACUGCUGGAAAUUGC
Messenger RNA from Cuscuta epithymum, 1502 nucleotides. Lineage: Eukaryota; Viridiplantae; Streptophyta; Magnoliopsida; Solanales; Convolvulaceae. The record is from the annotation of a GenBank genome assembly.